This is a messenger RNA of Xenia sp. Carnegie-2017, 1372 nucleotides long. RefSeq lists its product as uncharacterized. The record is from RefSeq and is a predicted model, not a curated record. Lineage: Eukaryota; Metazoa; Cnidaria; Anthozoa; Malacalcyonacea; Xeniidae. The coding region runs from base 11 to 1249 and encodes 412 amino acids. The transcript is spliced from 7 exons.
UAUAUAAAAAAUGGCAUCAGAAAUAGCGUUGUGUGCCUUCUUCUGUUUGAGUUUCAUUCGUGGUAGCUUCCCCUUACUAAUCCAUUAUGGAAUGGCUUCGUAUAAAGUACCAAGUUUACUGUUCUUGUUGAGAACACCAGGAACUAUCGUCUUGUUUGGUAUUUCCACUUUGUAUUUAUACUUGAAAGGAUCAGAUUCGAAAUUAGAGAUAACUAAUAAUUUGAAAAGUGCAAGAAGUUAUAGGAGAGCAGCAAUAUUAGGAUUUGUUCAACUAUCUGGGCCUUAUCUCCUCUUCAUGUAUGCCUUGAAAUUCUUAAGUCCAACCGUAGGUGCAGUCUUCAUGAGCUCUACACCCUAUUGCACACAAUUCAUACUAAAAUUACUAUCCAUAACAUCUCAGAGGAACUAUGGUAAUCGAUGGAAUUCAUCAUCCACUCUAAUUGGUGUUUUUGGGAUACUUGCUGUUACUAUGGCUAAUAUUUUCAUUGUCACAAUGGAUACCACUUGUGAAGCAAGAUAUGACAAUCUUACAGGAAAUAGAAGUGAUGAAGUUGUACAAGUUAAGCCAAAUACAUGUUUUACUUCUUUGGAAGUUUCCACUGCAUGUCUUGCACUGUUUGGGGCAACCUGUUUGUGGUCUGUCAGUGCAGUGAUUUCCCAGUUGAAGAGGGUGAAUGUUUUUUACUUGAUUGGUGGCCUUUUGAACAAUGCAUUUGCUGGUGUUUAUGCUGUUAUAAUAUGGGUUGUUGUUCAACAACAUAUUAACACAGACAAUGUUGUGUGGAACAGUGUGAAGGGCUCAUUGUCUGUUUCUUUUCUUUCAAUUGCUUCCAGUUGGAUAGCGUCAUUAUUAUUGUAUUAUCUAUACCAGUCAUUAGGUGCUAAAUCAACAAACAGAGUGAUGUGUCUUGUACCCAUUAUUACCUGGCUAGAAGACUUACUCUUUCUUCAUCAUUUAAGUGGUUCUCAAUUAUGGAUUGGUGUUUUGGAAGCCUUUGGUCUUGUGUUAGUUGUUGCUGGUCUUUAUCUCUCAUCUAAUGAACAAGACAAGAAUCGCUUUGAAGAACCUCUAUUACCAGGCUACUCGUCAGAGGAAGAUGAUGCUGAAGCUGUUGAAAGAGAAAGUGAACUGACCAACAACCCAAAUUCUGAGGAUGAAUUAUCACAGUCAGGUAGCAGUUUGCAAGAAUCACUGGAACCUCCAAUUAUUCAUUAUGUAGAAAAUGACAAUAACAGUGAUGGCAUUUAGUAGUGUACCUAAGUACUGUAUUUUUAUAUAUUGUACAUAUCCUGUUCAUGUCAAGACUGUAUGUGAAGGUAAAACUACCAUGUGCAGAGGUUUGUAUCAUAAAACUGUGGUGUAUUUAUUUUA